Molecule: messenger RNA, 1897 nt
Organism: Dermacentor silvarum
Lineage: Eukaryota; Metazoa; Arthropoda; Arachnida; Ixodida; Ixodidae
Exons: 8
Coding region: 119-1897 (592 amino acids)
Source: RefSeq, a predicted model, not a curated record
CAAGGCUUUGCUAGAAAAUACCAUUUGCUGCGUUUGACGUGUGCCUCUGUAGAGCACGGGCACACACUCCGUCUCCUGCGCUGGGCCGGACACUGCUCUUUUCACUGACGCCGCAGGCAUGCCAUCAUCGAAGGUAGCAGGCGUCAGCGUCCUUACUCCGGGCUACUUUUCCUUGCUUCAGAGCCUCUGCUCAGGAAGCGGGCCAAACUUUAACGAUGUCACCGCUAUAUUCAAUGAAUUCCGCCAUUGCCUGGGUGGCGGAACGGCCAUUCAAUCUUCGACGUCAUCGUCACCAUCCUCUUCUCGUGCUUCCAGCAAACGUGGCGAAAAGUCCGGUAGUGGCAGUCCAGGCGGUAGCGGUGACGUCGGAUUCGACCGUUCCUGUACAUGGGAGCCAGACGAAAAGCCCUGCUGGAUCAUGUCGGACUUGGACCGGUGGAACCACAUUCUCUCCCGUGACUGCCUCGAACUCCGUGAGCACAAGUGGGGCGAGCUUACGCUGCAGGGGUACCGGUGGCCUGAAAGCCCGCCGAAACGUCGGGACAUGCUCUGCGCCUCGUUUCUCAUCCACGUGCUACUGCGGCAACACAGGUGCGUGACGUACAUCAUUUUGGACAUGGCUGUAAUCAUGCUCGAAAGGCGCGUCCUCUGGCAUGCCCUGAGGACUGGCGCCGCGGGUGUCAAGUUAAUCGAAUUCAAGCCCUCUGUUAUUGAUAUACUCUGCCAGCUGUCUUUGCCGAAGAAGAGCGCUUGGUCCCGGGCGGUAGUCGGCCUGACAAAUCUCAACCACCUAUGCCUCUCCAGCGUCUACUUCUGCGCUGGAGUCGCCCGUACGGUCGGUGGCUACGUAGAGCAGGCCACAGCUCUCCACACAAUCAUUUUCAUUGAUGUUAGGGCGGCUGACACGGAUGCUGCAGUGUUCCUGGACUGCCUGUCUCGCAACCGGAGCGUGAAGUCCCUGUGCGUGCAAGAAGCCUUCCUGACAGCGCGGGAGGGCCGGGCUCUCGCAGACGUCGUCCGAAACCACGUGUCCCUUCGUGAUCUAAAGGUGACGGGCACCCUGGCUUGCACUCCUUCGGCCCUGCUGGAAGCGGUGGUGCAGAGUCCAAGUCUGACUUCGCUGUCGGUGCGCACUUGCUUAGUUCGGGCCCAGGACAUUGAAGCUAUGGCCGCAGCGCUGAUGCUGCGCCCGUCCUGUUCCAAGUGUGGCGGCGACGUGACGCUGGUGGCGCCAUCUUUGCCAACAAGCCGCCUGGAGAGCGUCGCCUUCUACGAAUGCGCGGGCACCGAGCCCCGUCUAGAACAAGCAUACGCAGAGCUCAUUGGAGGUAUCCUGGUAAAGCUAACAUUGUUCAAAUGCUGGCUUGGAGAAGCGUUCGCGGUGGCAGCCGCAGCCAAUCUGCUCUCUGACACCCGGCUGCAAGAGCUCAACCUGGAAGACAACGAGUUCUCCAUCGGCGCCGUCUACAACAUGAUAGCGACGCUGGAGGUGAACAAAACGCUGGACACGCUGGUCGUCAACAUGACAGGCAGGCCACCCCAGAGCGAGGUCUCCUUCUUGUUCCACCUGAUGCGGACAAUCGAUGCCUUCUCCCGACUAAAAUUCGACUGGGUCAACCCUCGCGGAUCGGACUUCGCCGAGGGCGUCCUUUCUUCCCAAACGAGCUCCGUUACCCGGAGCUUGGACGAGCGCGGAGCCGAAGACGCCACGGAGUUCCUGGACGCCCUCGCCACAACUCGAAACAUUGGCGUCGCAUGGCUGGAAUGUACAAUAAGUGCGGAACAAACGGUGAUUCAAAAGCUGAUCGACACUGUCGCCAGGACCAAGUACCUGAGGAAAGUACUGCUCAUGUAUCGCGCACGGAAGAACUCGCGAAUACUCAGAAUUUUCUAUUGA